AUGGAGGCUUUCGAGCUGACCGCACCGCGGUAUCGCGUGCGGUGCGUGCUGGAAGCGUUUCACGCGCCCGUGCACGUCGGCGGUUGGUACGUCAAGCUCGAUCGCGGCGUGCCCCAGUCGCAGUGGAUCUCUCGCGAGACUGGCGCGCGAAUAGGGCGCGGAAGCGUGGUCGAGGCGAUCGAACGAGUGGUUCUGAAGGGACUAGGAUCGAAUGGGGCGAAAUUCAACAGUUCUGGUCGCGAAGACAUGGACGUGCGCAUGCUGAGCGACGGACGUCCGUUCGCGUUGCAGGUGCACGACCCCAAGACGCCGCUCGCGAGCGCGGAGAACGUGGCCGCCAUGGAGCGCGAAAUCAACGCACAGUCCGAUAUCACGGGCGUGCGCGUUCGCGGUCUGUGCUUCACGACGAAGGAAAACUAUCACGCGGUCGGGAUGAGCUCAGAAGAACACGAAAAAGAAAAGAGUUACGUCGCCAUCGUGCGCGUCUCGCGCGAGGCGACGCCCGAGGACCACGAAAAGAUCGCCUCGACGUCGCGCUUGGUCGUGCAGCAAUCCACCCCCACGCGCGUCGCGCACAGACGCGCGGACUUGGUGCGUCCGAGGACGAUCGUCAGCAUGUCCUCCGAGCCCAUCCCUGGAUCUCCAGACUCCUUCAUCCUGCGUCUUCGCACGCAAGCGGGCACGUACGUCAAAGAGUUCGUGCACGGCGACGCCGGGCGCACCGCCCCCAGUCUGGGCGACUUACUCGGCUGCAGGGCCGAGAUCAUUCAACUCGACGUCAUCGCGAUCAACGACGACUGGAAUCCCAGCGGCGCUCCUCGCGUCGCCUAG
This is a messenger RNA of Ostreococcus lucimarinus CCE9901, 831 nucleotides long. RefSeq lists its product with no specific name. Bases 1 to 831 code for a protein of 276 amino acids. Lineage: Eukaryota; Viridiplantae; Chlorophyta; Mamiellophyceae; Mamiellales; Bathycoccaceae. Gene Ontology annotation, biological process: tRNA pseudouridine synthesis. The record is from RefSeq and is a predicted model, not a curated record. Gene Ontology annotation, molecular function: RNA binding; pseudouridine synthase activity. The transcript has a single exon.